Messenger RNA from Manis javanica (Malayan pangolin), 7114 nucleotides. Lineage: Eukaryota; Metazoa; Chordata; Mammalia; Pholidota; Manidae. The record is from RefSeq and is a predicted model, not a curated record.
GGGUCGCCGGAGGUGAAGUGCGGCGAGGAUGGCGGCGCGGGGCCGGGGGCUGCCGCCGCUGCUGUUCGCGCUCUCGGGGCUGCUGGCGCUGGGGCCCACCGCCGCGGCGGCCAAGCUUAACAUUCCCAAAGUGCUGCUGCCUUUCACGCGGGCCACGCGCGUGAACUUCACGCUGGAGGCCUCGGAGGGCUGCUACCGCUGGUCAUCGACCCGGCCGGAGGUGGCCAGUAUAGAGCCGCUGGGCCCGAGCGAGCAGCAGUGCUCCCGGCAGGCAGUGGUGCAGGCCCGCCUGUCCCAGCCCGCCCGCCUGACCAGCAUCAUCUUUGCAGAGGACAUCACCACGGGCCAGGUCCUGCGCUGCGAUGCCAUCGUCGACCUCAUCCAUGGCAUUCAGAUUGUCUCCACUACCCGUGAACUCUACCUGGAGGACUCACCCCUGGAACUGAAGAUCCAGGCCCUGGACUCUGAAGGAAACACGUUCAGCACCCUGGCUGGGCUGGUCUUUGACUGGACGAUCGUGAAGGACACAGAGGCCAACGGGUUCUCAGACUCCCACAACGCACUCCGAAUCCUCACGUUCUUGGAGUCUACAUACAUACCUCCUUCCUACAUCUCAGAGAUGGAGAAGGUGGCCAAGCAGGGGGACACCAUCUUGGUGUCUGGAAUGAAGACGGGGAGCUCCAAACUCAAGGCACGCAUCCAAGAGGCUGUGUACAAGAAUGUACGCCCUGCAGAGGUCAGGCUGCUGAUUUUGGAGAACAUCCUUCUGAACCCUGCUUAUGACAUCUACCUGAUGGUGGGGACCUCCAUUCGCUACAAGGUGCAGAAGAUCAGGCAAGGAAAGAUUACAGAACUUUCAAUGCCUUCCGAUCAGUAUGAACUGCAGCUUCAAAACAACACCCCAGGCCCUGAGGGAGACCCAGGCCAGCCUGUGGCCGUCUUGGCCCAGGACACGUCCACGGUCACUGCGGUGCAGCUGGGACAGAGCAACCUGGUCCUCGGCCACAGGAGUAUCCGCAUGCAGGGUGCUUCCAGGUUACCCAACAGCACUGUGUACGUGGUUGAGCCUGGAUACCUGGGGUUCACAGUCCACCCUGGUGGCAGGUGGGUGCUUGAGACUGGCCGCCUGUAUGAAAUCACCAUUGAAGUGCUUGACAAGUCCGGCAACAAGGUCUUCCUGUCGGAUAACAUCCGCAUUGAAACCAUGCUUCCUCCUGAGUUCUUUGAGGUGCUGGCUUCUUCCCAGAAUGGGUCGUACCAUCACAUCAGGGCAACAAAGAGGGGCCAGACGGCCAUCGAGGCAGCUCUCACUUCCGUGGUGGACCAGGAUGGAGGGGUCCACACAUUACGGGUGCCUGUGUGGAACCAGCAGGAGGUGGAAAUUCACAUCCCCAUCACCCUCUAUCCCAGCAUCCUGACGUUUCCGUGGCAACCAAAGACAGGCGCCUAUCAGUACACAAUAAAGGCCCAUGGCGGGAGUGGGAACUUCAGCUGGUCUUCAUCAAGCCAAGUGGUUGCCAUGGUCACAGUCAAGGGUGUGAUGACCACGGGCAGUGACACUGGACUCAGCGUGAUCCAGGCACAUGAUGUGCAGAACCCACUACAUUUUGGUGAGAUGAAGGUAUACGUGACCGAGCCCAGCGGCAUGGAGUUCACCCCGUGCCAGGUGGAGGCACGUGUGGGCCAGACCCUGGAGCUGCCCUUGAGGAUCAAUGGCCUCAUGCCUGGUAGGGCCGGUGAGGUGGUCACCCUGAGCGACUGCUCCCAUUUCGAUUUGGUGGUUGAAGUGGAGAACCAGGGCGUGUUCCAGCCCCUCCCAGGUAAGCUGCACUGGUGUACAGGCACUGCCUGGCCUGUCAACAUGGGCUGCCCCACAUUCCUACACGGAGGGCGUGAGGUAGGGGCAGGUGGUAGUCACAGUAUAAGGAGUGGCAUCAGCAAUGGUCUAGUCUGCGUCUUGCCCACCAUCUGUACCUGCGACAUCUGUUGCAUCAUGAAUAUGAAACGUUUUACUCCUUGGGCUGUGGACCCCUCCUCUGUCGCCUUGGUGACCCUUGGCUCCUCAAAGGAGAUGCUGUUUGAAGGAGGUCCCAGACCCUGGGUCCUCGAACCUUCCAAGUUCUUCCGGAAUGUCACCUCCGAGGACAUGGACAGCAUUAGCCUGGCUCUCUUUGGGCCCUCAACCUCCCGGAAUUACCAGCAACAUUGGAUCCUCGUGACCUGCCGGGCCUUGGGCGAGCAGGUCAUCGCCCUCUCUGUGGGGAACAAGCCCAGUGUCACCAACCCCUUCCCUGCGCUGGAGCCCGCUGUGGUGAAGUUCGUCUGUGCCCCGCCCUCCAGGCUCACCCUGACGCCCGUCUAUGCCAGCCCCCAGCUGGACCUGUCAUGCCCGCUCCUGCAGCAGAACAAGCAGGUGGUUCCAGUCUCCAGCCACCGCAGUCCCCGACUGGACCUGGCUGCCUAUGACCAGCAGGGCCGCAGGUUUGACAACUUCAGCUCCCUGAGCAUCCAGUGGGAGUCCACCAGGCCACUUCUGGCCAGCAUAGAGCUUGACCUGCCCAUGCAGCUGGUGGCCCGGGAUGAUGGAAGUGGCCAGAAGAAGUUGCAUGGUUUUCAGGCCGUUUCAGUUCACCAGGCAUCGGGAACCACAGCCGUCUCCGCCACGGCGACAGGCCACCAGCAGUCCCACCUGAGCGCAGCCAGAGUGAAGCAGCCGCAUGAGCCUCUAGUGCCUGUGUCAGCCUCCAUUGAACUCAUCCUGGUGGAGGAUGUGAGAGUGAGUCCAGAAGAGGUGACCAUCUACAACCACCCCGGCGUGCAGGCAGAGCUGCAUAUCCGAGAAGGCUCCGGCUACUUCUUCCUCAACACCAGCACUGUGGACAUUGUCCAGGUGGCCUAUCAGGAGGCCAGGGGCGUCGCCACUGUGCAGCCCCUGCUCCCAGGCUCGUCGACCAUCAUGAUCCAUGACUUGUGCCUAGCCUUCCCUGCCCCGGCAAAGGCUGAUGUCUACGUAUCGGACAUUCAGGAGCUGUACGUCCGCGUGGUUGAUAAGGUGGAGAUUGGGAAGACCGUCAAGGCAUAUGUCCGGGUGCUGGACUUUCACAAGAAGCCUUUCCUGGCCAAAUACUUUGCCUUCAUGGACCUGAAGCUCCGAGCAGCCUCCCAGAUCGUCACGUUGGUGGCCCUGGAUGAAGUCCUUGACAGCUACACUGCCACAUUCCGCAUCCACGGCGUGGCCAUCGGCCAGACCAGUCUCACAGCAACUGUGACCGACAAAGCCGGACAGAGAAUCAACUCAGCCCCACAACAGAUUGAGGUCUUUCCCCCAUUUAGGUUGAUACCCAGGAAGGUGACGCUGAUUAUCGGGGCCAUGAUGCAGAUCACCUCCGAGGGCGGCCCCCAGCCCCAGUCCAAUAUCCUCUUCUCCAUCAGCAACGACAGCGUUGCGGUGGUGCAGAGCACUGGGCUGGUGCGUGGGCUGGCUGUUGGCAAUGGCACCGUGUCAGGGGUCGUGCAGGCCGUGGACGCUGAGACUGGCAAGCUUGUCAUCGUGUCUCAGGAUCUCGUGGAGGUGGAGGUGCUGCUUCUCCAGGCAGUGAGGAUCCGUGCCCCCAUCACUCGGAUGAGGACAGGGACCCAGAUGCCCGUUUACAUCACUGGGAUCACCAACACCCAGAACCCUUUCUCUUUCGGCAAUGCUGUGCCCGGCCUGACCUUCCACUGGUCAGUCACCAAGCGAGACAUCCUGGAUAUCCGGGGGCGACACCAUGAGGCUUUGCUCCAGCUCCCGUCACAGUACAACUUUGCCAUGAACGUGCAUGGCCGGAUGAAAGGCCGUACUGGGCUGAGGGUGGUGGUCAAGGCUGUGGACCCCACGGUUGGGCAGCUGCAUGGCCUCACCAAAGAACUUUCCGAUGAGAUCCAAAUCCAGGUAUUUGAAAAGCUGCUGCUGCUGAACCCUGAAAUAGAAGCAGACCAAAUAUUAAUGUCACCCAACUCAUUUAUAAAGCUUCAGACAAACAGGGAUGGUGCAGCAUCUCUGAGCUACCACAUCCUGGAUGGGCCUGAGAAGGUUCCCGUUGUGCAUGUUGACGGGAAGGGCUUCCUGGUGUCAGGGUCUCGGAUUGGGAUGUCUGCUAUCGAAGUGACUGCCCAGGAGCCUUUUGGGGCCAACCAAACCAUGAUCAUUGCUGUAAAGGUGUCUCCUGUCUCUUACCUGAGGCUCUCCAUGAGCCCCGCCCUGCACACCCAGGACAAGGAGGCUCUGGCGGCCCUGCCCUUGGGAAUGACCGUGACCUUCACUGUCCACUUCCACGACAACUCUGGAGAUGUCUUCCACGCUCACAACUCGAUCCUCAACUUUGCAGCUAACAGAGAUGAGUUUGUGCAGAUCGGGAAAGGCUCCACCAACGACACCUGCGUUGUCCGCACCAUCAGCAUGGGCCUGACGCUGCUCAGUGUGUGGGACGCACAGCACACAGGCCUCUCUGACUUCGUGCCGUUGCCUGUCCGACAGGCCAUCUCCCCGGAGCUCUCUGGAGUGGUCGUGGGGGACGUCCUCUGUCUGGCCACUGCCCUGGUCAGCCUGGAAGGCCUCUCUGGAACGUGGAGCUCUUCAGCCAACAGCAUCCUCCACGUUGACCCCAAGACAGGCGUGGCGGUGGCCCGGGAUGCAGGAUCCGUGACAGUUUACUACGAGGUCGCUGGACACCUGAGGACCUACAAGGAGAUGGUGAUUGGAACCCCUCAGAGGAUCAUGGCCCGGUACGCCCACCCUGUACCGACCACCUUCCGGGAGGCCACGGCCUCCAGAGUGAUUGUCACCGUGGGAGACAGAAGCUCUAACCUGAGAGGUGAGUGCUCCCCCGCCCAGAAGGAAAUCAUUGAGACCCUGCGCCCAGAAUCCCUCAUCAGCUGCCAGCUCCAGUUCAAGCAGGAUGUCUUUGAUUUCCCUGCCAGUGAUGUUUUCACCGCAGAGCCAGGGUUUGACGCUGCUCUGGGCCAGUACCUCUGCUGGGUCACAAUGCACAGGCUGACGGACAGGCAGCUAAAACACCUCAGCAUGAAGAAGACACCUCUGCUGGUCACUGCCUCCAGCCAGGGCAGCCCCUUCUCCGGAGAGCAGGUCAGGGCCGAGGUGCCCUUCAGCCCAGGGCUUUAUGCCGAUCAGGCUGAAAUCCUUCUGAGCAACCACUACACCAGCUCCGAGGUCAAGGUCUUUGGUGCCAUGGAGAUUCUAGAGAACCUGGAGGUGAAAUCGGGGUCCCCAGCCGUACUGGCCUUCGCAAAGGAGAAGUCGUUGGGGCUUCCCAGCUUCGUGACCUACACAGUCGGUGUCUCGGACCCCACGGCCGGCAGCCAGGGACCUCUUUCCACUGCCCUGACCUUCUCCAGCCCCGUGACUAACCAAGCCAUCACCAUCCCUGUCACUGUGGCCUUUGUGAUGGAUCGCCGAGGGCCUGGACCUCAUGGAGCCAGCGUCUUCCAGCACUUCCUGGAUUCCUACCAAGUCAUGUUCUUCACCCUUUUUGCCCUGCUGGCUGGGACUGCUGUCAUGAUCAUAGCCUACCACACGGUUUGCGUGCCCCGGGACCUCACCACGCCUCCAGCCCUCUCCCCUCGAGCCAGUCCUCUGCACAGCCCCCACUAUUUUGCUGCCUCCUCACCAAUGCCUUUCAGUGCGCUGCCUCCUGCUCGCCGAGCCAGUCCUCCCGCGGGGCUGUGGAGCCCACCGUACAGCUCCCGCUAGUCAGCAUGGGCUGGGGGCUGCCCCACACGGAGGCCCUGACACCUGUGGGCAGCACGGUCGGGACAGCCCGACCCAGAGCAGGCCCCCAGCCCCACACCUCUGGCCUCCUCACUGCCUCCUCUGUUCCGCAGACCUAGAGUUCAGGCUGUGCUCACUAGCUUAGCCUUACAUGUAGGAGUUUAAGGCUUUUUGGCUCAUUCUUCAUGCCUGGUUGGCUGGGGUUCCUGGACAAUGGUGACGCUUUAUUUUCUAGUCUCUAAGGUCACUCCCUCCUCAAGACCUUGAGCAGGCAAAGCUCUGUUUAGAAGUUGUCUGUCAGUGAUAUAGUGCAGGGUCUCAGGGAAAGACUGUAAUUUUUUAUUUUUGUGGGCUUUGUCCCCUGUGAAGACUUGAUUUUUCCCCUUGUCUGGCUCCUGCUAGGAAAUGAGGGGAGUGAACAGGCGUCGGGUGCCUGCCCUGUUGCUGCACAGGGAACCUCAGGAAUGCAGUGACAGGGACCCCGUGCUGGCACAGCCGCACAGGGAGAUGCCGAGAUGCUCAUGAGCAGACCUAGGCUGCUUUGCGCCCCUCUUGGGGCCACUGUUGAACAGACUGCUGACCUCCGUGCCUAUUUGUUCCCUAAGCUGAGCAAACAUCUGAACUUGGCCUGGGCCCCACUGGGACAUCCCGUGGGGUCCAGCUCGUUCUCCCUGUCCUGGCUUCUCUUUCAGCAUGGGGACAUGAGAAUUGUAGUUAGGAAAAUGUCCUUGAGCCAGAGACUGGGAUCUUCCUUUCUGUCCCUUUGGAGAACCUGCUGUGUUCUGCUGAAGCACAAAGAUCCAGUGUUACUUGUUCCUCCUUUUGUAUGAAAGCCGCACACCUCAGCACACCUGAGCCCUUGCCCGCCCUGUGCAGAGUUGGCCUCCCCAGCGGGCAGCUCCCAGCAGAGGCAGGCAGAGCCCAGCCCGGCCAGUGAGGAGGGCAGGCCAAGGCCUCCAGGGCCUGCCCUCCAGGAAGGGGCUGCAAAGGAGAGGACGGCUCCAGUGACACCCUCCUUGCCAGCAGCUGGGUCAGUCAGCAUCUGAGACCUCCAGAGCGCACCCCUUUGCCCCUGGCCAGCCAAGGAGCCGUGCCACUCUCAGGAAGACUUGGAGACACACCCAGAGCCAGUUGCACAUGGACGUGGUGUGCAGGAGUCCAGUUUGACUGAGCUGCGAGUGCGCAUCCACUUCAGUCCUUAGGGGCUGGGCCAUGAGAUUAUUUUUUUAAAGCUGGAGACAGGAAGAAUCGUGCCUUGCGUAUUACUUGAGCUCACACUGACAACUUGGAUGUAAAUAGGCGCGUUUCUACUUGGUUUAUUUAAUAAAGCUCUAUAUAAUUUCUUAA